GGUCGCGGGAGUCUGAGGCGCCCCGGGGCGUUGCGGCGGGUCUGAGGCCUCUGAGGUGUCCUGGAGAUUUGAAGAGUCCCAGGCGCCCUGAGGGGUUCGGGAACGCUGAGAGGACCUGGCGACUCUCGGGCGCCACCUCGCGGUCACCUCGCGCACAGGACGAGGCAGAGCCGCGCAGUGACGGCAUCGGUGGGCGCCGCGAGGUGACGUCAUCACGGGCGUUCCCGGGGCCGCUUCCGAUCCCGAUCCCGGCCCGUGAGGGCGGCUCGGGCCGGUCCGAUGCGGCGGCGGGCAGGAUGCACCAGAAGCUGCUGCGCAGCGCGCACUACAUCGAGCUGGGCAGCUACCAGUACUGGCCGGUGCUGGUGCCCCGCGGCAUUCGGCUCUACACGUACGAGCAGAUCCCGGUGUUCCUGAAGGACAACCCCUACAUCACCGAUGGAUACCGAGCCUACCUGCCCUCCCGCCUCUGCAUCAAGAGCCUCUUCAUCCUCUCCAACGAGACCGUCAACAUCUGGAGUCACCUGCUCGGCUUCCUGCUCUUCUUCACGCUGGGCAUCUACGACCUGACGGCCGUGCUGCCGGCGGCCGGCGCCUCCCGCGAGGACUUCGUCAUCUGCUCCGUCUGCCUCUUCUGCUUCCAGGUCUGUAUGCUUUGCUCAGUAGGAUAUCACCUGUUCUGCUGUCACCGCUCUGAGAAGACCAGCCGGCGCUGGAUGGCACUGGAUUACGCAGGAAUUUCCAUCGGGAUCCUGGGCUGCUAUGUGUCAGGGGUGUUCUAUGCCUUCUAUUGCAGUAAUUACUGGCGCCAGGUGUAUUUGAUCACUGUGCUGGCCAUGAUCCUGGCAGUGUUUUUUGCUCAGAUCCAUCCCAGUUACCUCACACAGCAGUGGCACAGGCUGCGCUCCAUCAUCUUCUGCUGCGUCUCUGGCUAUGGAAUCAUUCCCACCAUCCACUGGGUUUGGCUCAAUGGCGGUGUUGGUGCAUCCAUUGUACAGGAGUUUGCUCCGCGGGUGUUUGUCAUGUACUUCAUCGCUGCUGUAGCUUUUCUCUUCUAUAUUUCCAAAGUUCCAGAAAGAUACUUCCCAGGCCAGCUGAACUACCUCGGUUCAAGCCACCAAGUGUGGCACAUCCUGGCAGUGGUGAUGCUGUAUUGGUGGCACCAGUCCACAGUGUACAUCAUGCAGUACCGACACAGCAAGCCCUGCCCCGAGUACAGCGCGGACUUGUGAGCCAAGAGGCAGCACAAGAAGAUUUGUGACUCUGAGCGUCUGGACCUCAUGUGAUGAGCUGUGCUGUCAAGGACUGAGGCAGUUCCUUUCCUGACUCCUGGACUCUUACCCCCUUGCUGGAACAAAGUGUUACUGCAAGCUUUGAUAAACACAGCAGCACUGCCUGGGAUCUGAGGGGCAUUUCCUUCUCAGCCAGUUCUUGCUCUGCAGUCAAGCACCAAACAGCUCUUCCUGGAGCGGGACAGCAGGAGACUGAGCUCAUGUGGCAUGCGGAUCCCAGCGAGAUGUUUUGUUGCCUAGCAAAUACAAAUGGCUCAGCCAAGCGUACUCAGGCCUGGACACCAGGUUUUUGAGUGGUGUGCACCGUUAGGAGAACACUUCUGACAGCGUGCCUGUAAAAUUGUAGGAACUGUGGGAGCUGGUCCUGGAUCCAAACCAUAGCCCUGGGGGCUGCGCGUCCUUCAGUGUUUGCACGGAAGAUGUAUUUAUGCUUCAGCAUUGGCACUGGAACGUAUGAACUGGAAUUCAGUGGAUUUGUGUCCUGGUCUGGACAAGCUCUUUCCCAUUCUCUGGGAGAUAAGAUCACAUGACAUGCAGUACACCUAGAUGUUAAUUGCAGAUCUUAAAAAUAGCCUCCCCCAAGGGGGUUUGUGCCAUUGCUUGAAGAAAUUUCUCUAGAUCCCUUCAGUAAUCUGGAAUUCGUAUUCCAAAAUAUUCCAGGAGUAGCACUAAGCCUGCAUGUCCAUGUUUGUUGCUGUUUUGCAAUCAGUGAACUUGCCAGGGGCUGCAGAUUCCUUUCCUUUCCAUUGUGCAGGAUGAUACUGCAUUUGCAGACACCACUGUCCAAAACGACUUGCUGCCACAGUGCAAAGGCUGCCUAGAGUUUCAGGAUGUGUUGUGAAACCAUCUCUUAUAAAAUGAACAGUAGGGAGCCGUGAAAUACUCUGGUUAUCGGGUAGCUGCAGCCCAGCACAAUUAAGCUCCAGGGGUGCCGGUCUUCCAAACAGCAUUGAAAUGCUUUGGACUUUUGGGUUAGAGGCAAUGAUGCUGUUGGGACUAAUCCUAGAUGGUUAAUGUCCUUGUGGAGAGGGCUUCCCUGUAAUCCCCUGGGAGAGGCUGGCUGGGUGCAGUGACUUCCUCAAGGCAGCCAGGCUGUUAGCUGCCCAAAGCUGCCUCUCCCUGGGCUAAGGCAGGACUUGUGUUCUGGUCAGGGUGUGCCAAGGAGACUUGUAGUGGAGGUGGAAGCUUACAGAUAGGCACCUAAAUUCCUCGGGCAUGGAGAAGGCAGGAUACUAACUCCUCUUCAUGUGCUGGACAGAGAUGCUCUCUGUUUAGGUCAGAGGGUGGUUUUGGUGCUUUUUUUGUUGUUUUUUUUUAAACUCCAGAGACAAGCGUUGGCAAAACUGACUCUGCAUUAAUGAUUCAGCUCCCAGACCUUUAAGCCUUUCAGUGUAAGCACUGAUUUUUUUUUAUGAUUUUUUUUUUAACUUGACAGCCAAGCAAGUUUCAUGUGCACUAAUUACUACUACUGAAGCCUGACAAGGAACUUGCAAGUAUAAAAGUCUGUUUCCAGUGUUAUGUGUACACUAAUACCUGAAGAAUGUGUCUGUGCUCUGAAAUAAUACUGACUUGAGCAUUCACUAAUGUAUUUUUUAAAUGGAAAUUCUUAACUUCUCCAGCAGUUUUCACCAGAUAAGGAAACUGCCAAGCUGUGCAUUUUUACCUGACACAAUUUAUCAAGCUGCAUGAUGGUUUUUCCUGUACAUACUGAACCUAUAAAUAAAUUCCAGUUCAUUGGUUUUUUUC
Prinia subflava (tawny-flanked prinia) is the source of this 3038-nucleotide messenger RNA. It is a transcript of the gene PAQR3, whose product is annotated as progestin and adipoQ receptor family member 3. The transcript is spliced from 7 exons. Gene Ontology annotation, cellular component: membrane. Gene Ontology annotation, molecular function: signaling receptor activity. The record is from RefSeq and is a predicted model, not a curated record. Bases 297 to 1232 code for a protein of 311 amino acids. NCBI's taxonomy places the organism in Eukaryota, Metazoa, Chordata, Aves, Passeriformes, Cisticolidae.